GCCAGCCGUUUUUCUGUUUCUUUCCAAAGAAUUCUUCAGAUUCUUCCGUUUCCUUUCUCUUCUUCCAAAUUUUUCUUUCCCUUCCAAACCCUAAGGAAGAAAAUUUCAAAAUUCUCCAAAAAAAAUUCAAAAUCUGUUUGAAUUUCAAUUCACCCAACAAAACUCAAAAUCAAAAUCCAAUCCGCCAAUCAAUCAAUGCCAGAACCCAUUUUUUCUGAUUCAAUUCUUUGUUUGAUUUGAAAAACAAAAAAAUCAAAUGAUUUCAAAUCCAGAUCUAAUCCUUUACGCUUGCAUUGCAAAAAAAUCCACAGUUCUCACCCAAUUCAUCUCUUCAAAAGAAUCUGGAAUUGAACUCAUAGCUCAAAAAUGCAUAGAAAAAACCCCAUCUCACCAUUCUUAUUUCUCCCACACCGUCCGAAAAACCACCUAUUCUUUUUUAAUUACCGACCCAUUUGCUUAUUUCGUAAUUCUCCAUGAAAAUCUUGAUAAAUCCGAGUCUCUAUGGUUCCUUAACCGGGUCAAGAUCGCCUUCGAGUUGUUUCUUGAAUCGAGUAAAAACAAUCAUGAGCUUAGCUAUCAUUGUUUUCAGGACGAGUUUUACCCUGUUUUUCAGGAGAUUUUGUCGAUCGAUUCUGAUUUGGUUGAUUCUUUAAUGGAAGUACCUAAAGAGAUUAGAAACCCGAGUAUGGAUUCGACAGGUGGAAAAAGAUCAGUGGUUAGACCGUUGCUUUCGAAACCCGCGAAAUUGAUCAUGAAGAAGAAAAAAAGACCGGUUUUAGGGUGUGGAGGUUGCGUUGGAGAUGCGAAAUCGGUUGAUAAUAGUAAGAUAAGUGAGAAUGGCGGGAGUGUUUUGGCGAACGAGGAGUUUUCGGUUUCGAUGCGGAAAAACGGGGGCGGGUAUUAUCUCGGGGGCGUCCGGGGCGGAGUUGGGGGCGGUGAGGGAAAUAAGCUGAAGGCGAAGCAGAUAUGGAGAAAGCAUGUUUGGAUUGUUUUGAUAUUGGAUUUGGUUAUUUGUGUGGUUUUGUUCGGGAUUUGGUUGUGGGUUUGUAGAGGUUUUAAGUGCAUUGAUGGUUGAAUUCGGAAAGUUUCGGGGUUGAAUUAAGGUUUUGAAGAAGAUGAGGUGUUAAUUGGUUAUAUUGUCUGAUCUGAUCAAUCUCUUUGUUGUAUGGUUGUUUUAUUUAUCUUUUUUGUAUUGCCAGGAAUUGUGAAUACCUACAAGCUUAUUGUAUACAAAUGUGCAGGCUCAUAAUCUGAUAUACGAUCUUUCAAAUUGCAGAA
Mercurialis annua (annual mercury) is the source of this 1278-nucleotide messenger RNA. Its product is annotated as phytolongin Phyl2.2. Bases 257 to 1075 code for a protein of 272 amino acids. The transcript has a single exon. NCBI's taxonomy places the organism in Eukaryota, Viridiplantae, Streptophyta, Magnoliopsida, Malpighiales, Euphorbiaceae. The record is from RefSeq and is a predicted model, not a curated record. Gene Ontology annotation, cellular component: membrane.